GGAUAUUUUUACACCCUCCGUUUUGGUUACCUUUCCUUGUGAAGAGAAAGCACACAAGAAAAUCCGGAGGGGAUGAAUUUUCGCUAUAAAAUCGAUCCCUUCCCUCAUCCUUGAAACAGUUCACGUUUUGCUCUUCGCCAAGAAGCAUACCUUACUUCGUGCCUUACUUUUGCUAAUCGAUCAAGUAUACAAAAUGUCGCGAUCGUUUUUAGUGGAUUCGCUGAUCAGCGAUAAAUCAACUCCAGUGAAAAGUAAUCCGUUCGACUACAGUCAGUUUACUCAGCUACCAGUGACUCCGCCGGCGACUUUACCUUACUCCGCGUGCUACGUAGGAAGUUAUCUGUUCUCACUUGGAUUACAACAGCAGCAGCAGCAACAACAACAGAUGCAUUUGCCUCAUCCUCAUUAUCUGCCGCCAGCACACAACCUUUCGCUGGAUUUGUCGCCUAAGCUGUAUCAGCCAACCGACGUUCAACCGCCAAGGCUUUCACCCAAAGAGGAAUACUACCGCAAGUUGUACCGAUGCGAGAAGACUCCCGAACGUUUCUCGCCUUAUCCUUCAUCUCCACUGAAUACCGCCAAACACCCCACCGUGAAAACGUCAACUCCAUCGCCAACUCCCGUGGAUACUCUGGCCUUCGCAAUCGACGAUGAGCUCUCCAGCAAACGGAUCCGUACGGCCUUCACAAGCACCCAACUUUUGGAGCUUGAACGUGAGUUCUCCAGCAACAUGUACCUCACAAGACUGCGCCGGAUCGAGAUCGCCACUCGCCUUCGUUUGUCCGAGAAGCAGGUCAAAAUCUGGUUCCAGAACCGACGGGUGAAGCGCAAGAAGGGCGAUGCUCCCAUCUGUCCGAGUAUGGCUCCUGCCGACGGGUCUUCGCCUAGCCGAUCGCAGCAGCAGAACGCCCAAAAGUGCUGCUGCCAUGGAUCUUCUUGUGGAGGUGGAUCGGACAGUGAAGACGUGAACGUUGAAAGCGACUGCCAGCCGGAGGUUGAUCGGAAGCCAUCAAUUGAACAAGUGCAGUUACUUCAGCAGCAUGCGUGGGAUUUUAGUAAAGGUUUCCAUUAGAGGACGAAAAAGGGAAGGGUUUUGGGUUUCCCAGUGAUUUGUAGAUAUGUUGUACAAUCAAAAUGUGAAUGUAAAUAGAUCAUUAUCGUGCUAAAACUUUGAAGACUUUGCUAGAAAACAUAUAUUGAAGGUUAUCCAUAAAAUAUUGUUCAUAUAUUGAAUGCGAAAAGAGGCUCAAAUAAAAAUUGUAU
Aedes aegypti (yellow fever mosquito) is the source of this 1263-nucleotide messenger RNA. RefSeq names its product GS homeobox 1. Bases 194 to 1072 code for a protein of 292 amino acids. Gene Ontology annotation, biological process: regulation of transcription by RNA polymerase II. Gene Ontology annotation, molecular function: DNA-binding transcription factor activity, RNA polymerase II-specific; RNA polymerase II cis-regulatory region sequence-specific DNA binding. NCBI's taxonomy places the organism in Eukaryota, Metazoa, Arthropoda, Insecta, Diptera, Culicidae. The record is from RefSeq and is a predicted model, not a curated record. Gene Ontology annotation, cellular component: nucleus. The transcript has a single exon.